Epinephelus moara (kelp grouper) is the source of this 1979-nucleotide messenger RNA. It is a transcript of the gene fam163b, whose product is annotated as protein FAM163B. The record is from RefSeq and is a predicted model, not a curated record. The coding region runs from base 445 to 981 and encodes 178 amino acids. NCBI's taxonomy places the organism in Eukaryota, Metazoa, Chordata, Actinopteri, Perciformes, Serranidae. The transcript has 3 exons.
AAGAAAGCCCUGAAGACCAGGAGAGGAAAUACUUCACAUUUUGGGAUUUUAUUGAAGCAGACAACAUCACGAAAAUUAAAAGACGAAACAAGAAAGGAAACAGUUCUUCACUCAGUACAAGUUUUUUGUCUUGCUGAAAAACGUCUCCAGCUGUGGAUCGAAGCACUGGUUCAGAAAUUACAGAAGAAAUGUGAAGAUACAUUUUCGUCUUUGACGCACUGAGACAAACCUCUGCUCCCCGUUCUCACAGGUCAGAUGUGUGUGUGGAUGUAAAACGCUGCUGUUAGCUGACAGUUACAGGUUUGGUUACACCUCUACCAGCUGAAACUCGACCCUCCGUCCUCUGCCCGCAAACCGGGGCGCCCGGAGCUGGAGGUGCCGCGGGGGACGCCAUGGGACGGUCCAAAUACUGAUGUGAUGGGCUGUUGAUGGAGAGGAUUUCGGAUGUCAGCCGGGACAGUGGUCAUCGCAGGAGGAAUUCUGGCUACAGUCAUCUUACUGACCAUCGUCGCUGUACUGUGUUUAUGUAGGUUGCAGUAUUACUGCUGUAAGAGGGAGGAGUCUGAGAAGGGGGAAGAGGAGGAACCAGAGCUCGCCACUAUGUCGCCUUCCCGCCCUCUGGCUCUGUCCGCUCCCCCUACGCCUCCAACGCCGGAGCACUACGGCGACGAACCGGAGAACUACCCCCCCACCUUCCUUACUGAGGCCAACGGGCCUGCCAGCUACUCCCCCACACCGCCGCCGCGCAGGUGCCAGCGCUCACACGCCUUCUGCCCGUCCUGCGCCCGCUGCUCACUGCCCUUCUACCUGCAGCACCCGGAGAGGCUGUGUAACGGCGGGCGCAGGAUCAGCUACAGGACUGUGCAGCAGCAGGACCUGGAGCUGCCCAUGGACCUGGCCAGCUUCUAUCAGAAGCUCAACCUCAUUCGCUCCGUCACCAUGAGGGAGGUGGUCACCCACAGCGUCAGCACUGACGUCUAGGAGCUGGCAGGAGGGAGGCAUCGCCGUCCUGUUGGCCUGGGGAAAGGUUGCUUUAUACAAACUGCACUGACUCGUCUGCAAACACACUAAAUUAACAUGUUAUAUAAGCGCUCUGCUGUGGAAGCAGCGUUAGCACUGUGCUGUACUGGUGUACUACAACACUGAGGGCUUUUGGGUGAUGUGACAUCUCCUGGCAGCCAUUUUGGAGGUCCACAGCUCUGGAGCAACUGCCAACAGCUGAAUGCAUUUGUGAACAUAAACGUGUUUCUGACAGACUUGAACAGACUCAGUUUUAAGGUGGAGUCAGCGAUUCUGGAGAAAGAUUGUUGACAAUACGCUUUGACAUUUAGCAUGUCCCAGAGUCACCGUCCCACUGCCUUUCUCUUUAUUCUCAAAGUCCACUUCCAGCCUGCUGUUGCGAUGUGACUAAAGGUUGAGGGAAAGGUCACUUUUGGUACCAUUUGAAGCAAAGCAGAGAACUGCUCAGAGAGGCGGCAAAUUAAGAUUGUUGUCUUUGUGACAUCAACACGCCGACAUAGGGAAGAGCUGCUGGGUGACAGGCUGUAAAACUUACGAGACGAGACAAAUCCAGUUCUCCAGUUUUAUAUCAUACCAGUUGAGGAAUUGUGUAAGAAAAAGUGUCUGGCGGACAUCAUCAGGUAAACACAGACGGGAGUGUCAACCAAAACAGGCCCUGGUGCCCCAGGUCAGAUCACACUUAUGUGUGCUGUACCCAUUUCAUAGCAGGUGAGAACAAUACACGAAUAACAGUGGUGUAACUGAAAUACACCGAGCCCACGUUUGGUCUUGGAUUUUGGCAGUUGUUAUGAGCCCAGGCUCAGCCAGUUUAAAAUACCUAUACUUGUAUUAUAAUUAUUUUUUAAGUUAGCACCAAGACAUGUAAGACAACCUUAGGCAUGAUUCAAGGCCGAUCUGGGUGAGUAUUCUGUCAAUACUUGUUCUAGAAAUCACCAGAAAGGGCUUCAAAAUAAUCGAAC